AUGCUCAAUGGUGAGAAAAACAAAUCACCGCCGCUGGCCGGCGCCGCAGCGUGUCCGCCGGAAUCCUCCGCCAAGCGGGCAAAGAAAAUCCGGGACGCGACCCGCCACCCGGUCUACCGCGGGGUCCGGAUGAGGAGCUGGGGAAAGUGGGUGUCGGAGAUUCGUGAGCCCCGGAAAAAGUCGCGAAUAUGGCUCGGCACCUUCCCGACCGCAGAGAUGGCGGCGCGUGCCCACGACGUGGCCGCGCUAAGCGUGAAGGGGCCCUCCGCCGCCCUCAACUUCCCGGAUCUGGCGGCCGCCCUCCCGCGCCCGGCCUCACUCAGCCCGCGCGAUGUGCAGGCGGCGGCAGCCAGGGCGGCGGCGAUGGAGGGGAUUUCGCCGGCAUGUUCGAGUGAUUCCGGCGGCGUGGUGACGGAGGCCGCCGGGGACGGCGGCCUGGCGGCGUCGCCGGAGGAGCUGGGGGAGAUCGUGGAGCUGCCGAGGCUGUGCGGGUCGCCGGGUUGUUUCGACUCGAGGACGGAUUUCGUGUUCGCCGAUGACGGCGCGGCGGUGGAGGCGUGGUGGGAUCCGCCGCCGCCGCCGCCGCCGCCGUGGGGCGGCAGCGACGAGGGGAUUUCUAGCUGUUUCGAAACUUUGUUGUGGAACUAUUGA
Messenger RNA from Striga asiatica, 651 nucleotides. Lineage: Eukaryota; Viridiplantae; Streptophyta; Magnoliopsida; Lamiales; Orobanchaceae. The record is from the annotation of a GenBank genome assembly.